AUGCCAAAGCUUGCAGAAGGACAGGAGCUGCUGACCAUGAAGCGCAUCCUGCAAAGCUCGCUGCAGAGCUUCUGGGCGAAGAGAGGAAAGCGGCUGAAGAUCAAAGAUGGUUGGGAGCUCUUCUGGAAGGAGGCGGAUGAAGAGAAGUAUGGGCGCCUGAACUUCCAGCAACUCGAGGAGAAUCUCAGGGCGCUGCUCAUGAAGCACUCGGACUCGUUGCUCUCGCCCCGCACGGCCCUGAACUCCGCCAGGGCCUCAAUGCCACACGCUGAUGAGACCAGAGAUCCGGUGCUCAAGGGCAUCACCCGGGAGGACCUCCGGGUGCUCUUCGCCGAGGCGGACCUGGACGGCUCGGGCGAGGUGUCGGCCACCGAGUGGUCCUCAAUGCUGUAUCGCUUGGAAUUGUCCACCUGGCCUACGGCUGAUGAGGUCAACGUGCCGCGGGCGGUGGCCACCAUCAAUCGAGCCGCCGCCAAGUGGUACCGCGCAGGGGACAACUGGUUCAAGGUCUUCCGCUUGGCGGACCAGAACUCGGGGCGCAUCGACUUCAACGACUUUCAGGGCAUGGUGCGCCAGCGCACGCCUGGCCUUGGAAUCAACAAGAAGAAGGUGUCGGAUCAAGAGCCGGCCCCUUUUAAGUAG
This is a messenger RNA of Effrenium voratum, 642 nucleotides long. The record is from the annotation of a GenBank genome assembly. Lineage: Eukaryota; Dinophyceae; Suessiales; Symbiodiniaceae.